Molecule: messenger RNA, 924 nt
Organism: Monodelphis domestica (gray short-tailed opossum)
Lineage: Eukaryota; Metazoa; Chordata; Mammalia; Didelphimorphia; Didelphidae
Gene: OAZ3
Product: ornithine decarboxylase antizyme 3
Biological process (GO): positive regulation of protein catabolic process
Cellular component (GO): cytoplasm; nucleus
Molecular function (GO): ornithine decarboxylase inhibitor activity
Source: RefSeq, marked reviewed
AGGAGUCUCAACUCCUCUUUCCUCAUCUCACUUUGCCGCUGGGUGGCACUGAAUUAACAAACUGUCGUGUGUCAGGCUGUGCCCCAAUACCUUUUCCCUUUCUUAUAUCAAGAAAGGGAAGAAAAGGAACUAUUGUUACCCACCCUGCUCUCCUUUUGCCUACCUUGAUUACUGUUACACGUACAACUACAUUGUCCGGGAGAAGAUGCUGCCUUGUUACCCUUGUUUCAAAAGAACCACCGUAACUGAGAGGGAUAACCUGACACUCCGACCUCGGUGCUGCCUCCAGUGCUCCUGAGUCCCUAGCAGGCCUCCAGGUGGGCAGAAGCACUGAGCAGGGAGACCACGACCAGCUCAAAGAGCUAUAUUCGGCUGGGAACCUGACAGUGCUAGCAAAUGAGUCCCUGCUCCACCAGGACCCAGUACAGUUAGAUUUCCAUUUCCGCCUCACCCCUCAGGCUUCUGUCCACUGGCACGGCCUUCUCUGUGACCACCGACUCUUCCUGGACAUCCCCUACCGGGCACUGGACCAAGGCAAUCGGGAGAGUUUGACAGCAACACUGGAGUAUGUGGAGGAGAAAACAGAUGUGGACUCUGUGUUUGUGAACUUCCACAAUGCUAGGAAUGACCGAGGUGCCUUGCUUCGGGCCUUCAGCUACAUGGGCUUUGAGGUGGUUAGACCUGACCACCCUGCCCUCCCACCCUGGGACAAUGUCAUCUUCAUGGUAUACCCCCUUGAGAGGGAUUGUGGCAACUUACCUAGUAAGCCUUCCUGAAUCCAUCCAUGUACCCACUCAAGUGGGAGGGCUGAAGUUUUAAUAUGGCUUAGGCCCCAGGCACAGUAGGAUCUAAAGUCCUAGGCUUGUAGAUGUGAUUCAGGGCACCUCCUCCCAACCCAGGAAUAAAGGGUAGUAGUAUCAUCAA